AAUAUAAAAAUAACAACAAAAAACUCCAUUUUCUUGCACUAUAAGAAUCUCAGAAAUCAAGAACAGAACUUUUAACGCACAGACAAAAACCAUGGACUCCAUAGAACACAGAACCAUUCAUGCUAAUGGCAUUACCAUGCAUGUAGCAAUCAAAGGCUCAGAGAAUGCUCCGGUUAUUCUAUUUCUCCAUGGAUUCCCCGAAUCAUGGUACUCCUGGAGAUACCAGAUUUUAGCUCUAUCCUCACUUGGCUAUAGAUCUGUGGCACCUGACUUGAGAGGGUAUGGUGACACAGACGCCCCAGCUGAGAUUACAAGCUACACAUGCUUCCAUUUGGUUGGUGAUUUAAUUGGGUUGCUUGAUGUUGUGGCACCGAAUGAAGAUAAAGUUUUUGUUGUGGCACAUGAUUGGGGUGCUAUAAUAGCUUGGUAUAUGUGUUUGUUUAGACCAGAUAGAGUUAAAGCUCUGGUUAAUACCAGUGUUUUGUUUAUUCCGAGGAAUCCUAAGAGGAAAUUUGUUGAGACUUUGAGGGCUCUUUAUGGUGAUGAUUACUACAUGUGCAGAUUUCAGGAGCCUGGAGUGAUUGAAGCAGAGUAUGCAGAGAGAGGCACGGAGAGAGUUCUGAAGGAAUUGUUAACGCACCGAGUUGCAGGACCUCUUUUUUUACCUAAAGGUAAAGGUUUAAAUGGAGCCCCGCUGGAUGCUCCAAUUGUCUUGCCCUCUUGGUUGUCUGAGGAAGAUUUCAAGUACUACACCAACAAAUUUGAGCAGAAAGGCUUUACUGGAGGAUUAAACUAUUAUCGGAAUCUGGAUAGGAACUGGGAGCUCACAGCACCAUGGACAGGGGCUCAAGUGACAGUACCUGUCAAGUUUAUUAUUGGUGAUGAGGACCUGACCUAUAAUUCUCUUGGUGGGAAGGAUUAUAUAGACUCAGGCGGGUUCAAGAGAGACGUUCCAUUUUUAGAGGAACUAGUCGUAAUGGAAGGAGUAGGGCAUUUCCUCAAUCAAGAGAAGGCGGAUGAGAUCAAUAAGCACAUUUAUGAUUUCUUUCAAAAGUUCUAGUUUGCUUCUUCGUUCUCCUCCUGCUGUCUUUUCUGGAGAGUUAGAGCAUGUUCGGCACAGCGGUGCAAAACCAUGCCUUAAAACAAUGUCUAUGUAUGCAUUUGUUUGUGUAAGAGCUUGCAUUUUAUCAAGCAUCAUCCUGGCGAGUCAAGGAACUGGUCCUUGUAAUUUUCAUAUGCCCUCAAAUCAAAUCCUGCAUUGUUUGCUCAAA
Molecule: messenger RNA, 1271 nt
Organism: Populus trichocarpa (black cottonwood)
Lineage: Eukaryota; Viridiplantae; Streptophyta; Magnoliopsida; Malpighiales; Salicaceae
Exons: 3
Coding region: 92-1060 (322 amino acids)
Molecular function (GO): hydrolase activity
Source: RefSeq, a predicted model, not a curated record